Messenger RNA from Dioszegia hungarica, 858 nucleotides. RefSeq lists its product as uncharacterized. Lineage: Eukaryota; Fungi; Basidiomycota; Tremellomycetes; Tremellales; Bulleribasidiaceae. The record is from RefSeq and is a predicted model, not a curated record. Bases 1 to 858 code for a protein of 285 amino acids. The transcript has 6 exons.
AUGCCACUCGUCGACAACAAGCUCUUCUACGAUCCACUGCCGGAGCGGGGAUUUCAUCACAAGAUUCUGAAGGUCACGGCGCCGCUGCUCCUGGGCCAUCGGCCUGCUAUUCACAGCUCACUCAUCCAGAUUCUCACGACCAUCGCCACCGUGGUCUACCUCUUCUACCCGAUCAACAGGAACAAGGUAGCCGCUCCAGCAGGUUCUGAGUCUACCGCGCCGCUCAGGGCGAGCUGGCCUAGUCUCCAGCUGGUGCAGACGUGUAUCGUCCUCCUCACCCUCUUUCUUGUCUUGAUCAUGGCCUUGAUCCUGUACGCAGCCAAGGGCCCCAUUCAGAGAGACUUUGUAGCUCGCGCAAAACUCUUCGCGGUUCUGUUCUUCUGCAUCGCUUUUCUUGAUGUUGCCCAGUACGUCCUUCACCACCUCACCGGACCUCAUCUGAUAUAUAUCGACAGAGUCGCUUUGACUUAUGCGCUACUGCCUCCCUCUCCCUCGGGCAAUUACACCCCGCUCGACUGGACGGUCGUCAUCGCCACCAACGUCUUGCUUCCGCUAUCCUCCUUUACUCUUUCCAUCGCCUGGUUCUGUGGCCGUAGCCAACCGGUCGAGACUAUCGACGAGGAAACAUUCGACGAUAGGACAUGUCUAGCACCUGUUCUUCUCUAUAACUAUCACUCCUCCGGCACGAGCCCGCCUAUAAGGUCCUUUGCACGAGGUCCGACCAGUCCCCACGAUAACGAGGCGCCUCAGCCCAACGGGACGGCCCCGCCCAGUGAUCCGGUCUCGCUCAACAGGUCGCCCCGGCGCUUGAGGCUUCUUGUCGAGCAACAGCGAGCUCAAGCAGCUCCUCGAACGUGA